Molecule: messenger RNA, 785 nt
Organism: Hyaloscypha bicolor E
Lineage: Eukaryota; Fungi; Ascomycota; Leotiomycetes; Helotiales; Hyaloscyphaceae
Exons: 1
Coding region: 171-545 (124 amino acids)
Source: RefSeq, a predicted model, not a curated record
CGAAGAUUCGUCGUCACCAACAUCCAAGGCUCCCAUUCUUAUCGUAAAGUGUUCAAUGCACACGGGUGGUAUGUAAUGGGGGGAUGCCCGCCCUUAAAGUCUGGCAUCAAUUCCUAGGAGGACAAACACAAACGAUCGCUCUCCUCCAUCACCUCAAAUGUUCGCUGAAAAUGGGGCUCACUAUGCUUCCUGCACCUCUCCUCGCCUUUACGGCGAGCCUUAUCCUCCCUCUGAUUGCGGCAUCAACCUCAGUCUGUCCCCCUUCCGCUGAGGGCUACCAAUUAGACACGCUCAACCCCAUCUACCAAUCCUUCUGCUUCGAUCUAUCACAAUCGCGGUUUUCAGCCAGCCAAGAAAUCUAUGGAGUGCCAGUCAUCUCACUGAACUUGGCGUCAACACAGACUUCAUCCUCGACAUCCACGGGAAAGCCAACUGCCACGAAGCCAAGUGUAGGCAGCACGGCACUUGGGACGAGUGAUUCCGCCAUCAUGCAAGUUAGUGGUGUUUCACUGCUUGGCGUUGCGUUCUUUUUUUGCUUCUUGUAAAUUUGAGAUUGGAACUGGUUGUUAGAUGGCAUUGAAUGGCGUUUUGGGAAGGCGCGAAUGAUUAUGAUACCCCGAAGGAUUUCCAUGUCCUGUUCCAUGUCUUGCAAAGCGUUGGAUAAUUCUUCAGCUCCUGGCUCCAGUGAAUUAGUGAAGAACAGCAUCGUACGAAGAGACAACUAGUUCAAAGGUUUACACUGAAACGUUGAAAUUGGUAAAACGUAAAAAUGCAGAUACACAAAC